Molecule: messenger RNA, 4690 nt
Organism: Manis javanica (Malayan pangolin)
Lineage: Eukaryota; Metazoa; Chordata; Mammalia; Pholidota; Manidae
Gene: LRRC36
Product: leucine rich repeat containing 36
Molecular function (GO): protein binding
Source: RefSeq, a predicted model, not a curated record
AAUAGCAUUAUUUUGUGACUUGUCUCUAACAAAAGAUGAGACUGGUCUUUAGUUUUUACUCUGUGAUAUGGUUUUUACUCUGUGAUCCGGUUUUCUGACCCACUGUUGUUUACUCCAAAAAAGAAACAUGCUCAGACCACGGUUUUUCCCUUCAGAUGAACGAGCUGUACGAGAAAGUGAAAGAAAAGCUGCUAAACUGCAUUUUAGUCAGCUGGGCAACAGUGAAAAUUUUCGUUUAGAGGUGGAAAAAAGCUCUAGGGAGAAGACAAUGAAAAACUGUGGGACAGAUGAGAGCUCUGCUUCAAAAGUCAAAGCUGAUGUUGAUAACAGGAUUGAAACUGAUUCAAAGAAAGGACUUUUUAUUCCCUUCCCCAACCGGGAAAUAAAGGAUUCCCUAAUGAGUACUGCAACACAGGGCAGCAGUAUACCAGAUCAAAAAUUAGACACUUUCCCACUGGGGACACAGAUGCAGGAAGUGACAAAGAAGGAGAUGCCAGGUGACAGUCACCGCAAGGAUGAAUUCAGACACUACUUGCCACGGCAGUCCACAGUCCAAUCCCCAGAGAAGAUGGCUAGAGAAGGGUACCAAAUAUCUGUUUUGGACAAUAAGUCUUCAGGUUCUUCUCCAGAAAAGGACUUGAUACCAAAACCUGAUACUUACCAGCUCACCCAUGAUGCCUCAUUGGGUAAACUCCUGGAUGUGGGUGAUUCCAGCCAGAUUCAUCCUUAUCAGUUGCCUUCAGAUGAUGGACUAGAAAAUCAUGAUGGUCACCAUUGUCAAAAUCUUUCCCUGCAUGGAUGUCUUGGUAAAAGGCCUCAGAGAAACAAGAACUACCAAGAAUAUGGCAUAAAGCCUUCAAAUGACAUCAAGGGCAUCACGUCCCAUUCUUGUGGAGACUUACUGACUUCUCUGUCAAACCCUGACUCUAGCACUCGGAGGCUUUUGAAGCUUAGUUCAGAUCUGUAUGCGACAACCCAUUUCAACAGUGACCCUGCUCUGCUGUUCAAUGUAGAGCAACAAUUAUCUACCAGCGUCAGUGAUUUAGCACCAGUACACGGUUCAUUCCCAAACAACUCCAUCCUGGGAGACUCUCUUCGAACACUGCUGUUGCCUACUGGGACUUCAGAAAACAGAGAACGUUUGACCAAGAGGUCUCUAAGCCCAUCAAGGAGAGAAUUCAAGCAGAAGGACAAUAUCCUUGCCACCCUGAUUCCAAAGCAUGGUUUCAGAGAUGCUACAGGCAGUGAGUCUCUCUCUAGUGACCUGGGCAGUUUUCAUGGUUUGCCAGGAAACCAUAGUCCCCCAAUCUCUGCUAGAACCUCCCAUGUGGCCACUGUCCUCAGACAGCUCCUGGAGCUUGUGGAUAAGCACUGGAAUGGCUCUGGCUCCCUCCUCCUUAACAAGAAGUUCCUUGGUCCUGCUCGAGAUUUGCUUCUGACCUUGGUGGUCCCUGCUCCUUCUCAGCGGUGGUGUCGCUCACAUCCUGAAGACACACCAAAAGCCUUCUGUAGGAGGGAGAUGGAACUGAAGGAGGCUGGGCAGGUGGUCCCUAGCGACAUGGAAAGUUUGAAGCAAAAACUGGUCAGAGUACUGGAGGAAAACCUCAUUUUGUCAGAAAAAAUCCAGCAUUUGGAGGAAGAUGCUGCCACUUCUGUUGUGAGUGGGCACCAGUCGCACACUUAUGAUGAUCUUCUGUGCAAAAACCAACAGCUGAACAUGCAGGUGGCUUGCCUAAACCAGGAGCUUGCCCAGCUGAAAAAGCUGGAGGAGACAGUGACCCUCCUUCAUGAAAGUCAGAGAUCCCUGGUGAUAACUAAUGAGUAUCUGCUGCAGCAGCUGAAUAAAGAGCAAAAAGGUUAUUCCAGGAAAGCACUCCUGCCUCCUGAAAAGAGUCAUCGUUUGGAGAGAUCAUCACCCUUUGGGAAAAGCAUGCUGUCUUCCUCCUCACCAGUGGCACAUGACAUGGGUCAGUAUGUAAUACAGAGUGUCUCAGAUGUUCCAGAGCCUAGUUUAUGGAGCUAGCUAGCACUAAACCCCUCCCUGCAGCUCACCUCUCGACCCUAGGGGACUCUGUCAUUGCCACCGGUAAGGUGGUAUUUACCUACAAGAUUAAGAAAAAAUCUUAUUACAUUAUAUUGGUCCUUCCUUUUAUUUAUUUUUAUCUCCUCCCAUCAAGUCAUUCUUUCUGCCCACAGAAAUAGUGGGCACUUAGUCCUAGGCAUUGUAUUACAUGGAAACAUUUGGCUGAAAAUGUCAAAAAGGAAAAACUACUCAACAUUUUUCCCAAGUAUUGCUUGAACCUGUGUGGUUAAAAAAGGAGGUUAAAAAAGAAUAUCCAUGGCCAGGUAUGUUUGUGUUAGAAGAAACUUAAGAGAAUCCAUAUUGAUUCAUUCAUCAAACAUCUUUUGGGUUUCCUCCCACCGUAGUAUAAAAGUGAUAUCUGGUGACUGCGCCAGGCAACAGUUUAGCCAGGGAGAAAUGCAAAAUGUCAUGUGAUAGAGCUCAAAGCUUGGUAUUGGUACCAAACAGAUCAGAAUAAAAGCCUAAAGGUGCCCUGGAAAGAGAGAGAGUAGGUAUUUCUUUCUCUGGGGAAUUGGAGAAGGUGCCAGUGAGAACAUGUUUGAGUGGAAGCUUGCAGAAUGAAGACAAUGGUAGCAGGUAGUGGAGGUGCAGAGCCUCCCAGGCCAAGAGCGCAGAGUAGAAGAUUCUGGAGAUCCCAGAGAGAUCGAAGGGCAGGGAAGAUAUUAGGUCAUGGUACCAUGAGAGUAUAUAACUGGGGGACCUGUUAUAACCUGGGGGUGUAGUGUCAGGAAAAUAUCCCCUAAAGAAAAGAUCUUUCAGCUGAGACCUGAAGAAUGAAUAGGAGGUCACCAGGCAAAGCAAAAAGCCAUGAAAUGGGAAGGAACAUGGUUCAUUUAGGGAACUGAGGAGCUGAGAGGAGAUAAAUAGGAGCUAAGUUAUACGGCUCCUUGAAGACUUUAGGUUGGGAAGGCAAAGGAGUGGCAGAGUUGUGUUUGAAAAGCUUUCUCUAUAAGAAUGGUUUGAUGGCCUAGGGAGGACCAGAGAGGAGCUGGAGGGAUGAGAGAGAAGGCUCUUGCAGUGCAGAACAGAGAUGUGGUUUCUGAAUCUUAGCUUUGGGCUCAGCAUCGGCUUUACAUAUGAGUACCCUGUGUUUCAGGAGAAGACACAAUCUCUCUUUUAAUCCUGAUGGAUUAUUUGAAAAUCUAUGGGAAAAGAUAAUAAAAGUGGCUCUGUAUAUAUUUCUGCUUCAGGGUUGCCACAGAGUGUGUAAAGGGCAAAGGACUGUCAAACUAAUGCCAUGUUUCAUCUUCAGGGUCAUGUCAGAGAGAGAGGCCAGGUGGAAAGAUUAGACACAUAUUUGCUCCCCUGACCCAGGUGCUGUGUAGGGAAGGACAGCUAUUGCCAUAAUAGUAAGACAUGAAGAUCACAUCUAAGAUCACACAUUUCUAAGUUAUAAAUAAAAUCCACAGACCUCUGGAUUUUAUGUGGGUUCCCAAAAGGAGCAUAUACAAAAGAUCCAUGUUUCUUUGAGCUGCAUGUCUCUCUGAAGGAGCUAGAGAGUGAGCUCAUGCUCUCUGGAAAUGUCAGUAAGAACAGCAGUUGCCCACCCCCUGCCAAUUUCCUGGGCUUGUCUUGGCCCCAUUGAGGGUCUAAGCCCUGCCCAGGGAGGGUAGCCUUGGCCAGUAUACUUGCAGCCCCGAAUUGUCAUAUUUCAGGGUCCCAGCCCAGGGUACAGGCCAACUUACUGGACAAGAGGGGAAAAUAACGUUAUUUGUUCCUACAACACCUCCCCGCCACUUCCUUCUCCUAUGAAUAUCUGAUAAUGCCAGCCCUACAACCUAUUCAGGGUACCUGUAAGGAUGAGCAAGAAGCCUGACCCAGACUAGUCACCUUCCACCCCAUUUUCUAUUAUCACUGAAAAGUGGCUAGCCCUACCCUAGGCCAGAACCUCUCUAGGGUUGCUAGCCACUCCUGGGAAAGUUGGCUGUGUUUCUGGUUUUUCCUGGGUAGCCCUUGGUCCAGAGGACAGGUGUAGGGAUUUGUGGAGUCAAGAGAAAGACCAAAGAGUUGUUACCCUGUGGGGCUAAGUGGGCUCAACAUGGAUGCUAGGGCCCAUGAAACAAGUAGAAAGUAAGUGGAGAAGAAUUUGUUACCCUAGACCUGGCACUAUUGGGAGAAAGAAGGAAACAGGGCUGGGAUGGAAACUGGGUCCUCAGGGAUGUUCUGCGCCCAAAAGGAGAGGCAGGGCCACUCUGACAGGUUUGGCCUUCCCACCAGCUAUACACAGAGGGUUUUAACGGCUCCAUUCCACAGAUCCUAACCUCUCAUCUUACCCACCUGGCUUUGCUAGCAAGAGUACCCAAAGCUUUCCACCACCAGGAGGCUGUGGGGGAUGAAGUGAUAACUGAAGGGCUUAAGUGGUGUUGUUGGUCCAUUGCUGCCAUGUACCAAAUCCUGCUAGACCCAUCAGUCUUUAAGAAUCUUCCUGACUCUGGGCUGGCCUUGAUUUCCCUCAGUCUGUACUUUUCAAGAAGAAGGAGCGCUUUAUUCUUACAAUGUGGAGUUUUGGGACUCAGCCAAUUCUCUCUCUGGGCUCCUUUAACACUACAUAGCCAGUCCUGGAGGGGCUGAGCUGCUGCUGUCCUAUACACUGGAUGGUACUCUCAC